Molecule: messenger RNA, 1285 nt
Organism: Medicago truncatula (barrel medic)
Lineage: Eukaryota; Viridiplantae; Streptophyta; Magnoliopsida; Fabales; Fabaceae
Product: S-type anion channel SLAH1
Exons: 2
Coding region: 75-1181 (368 amino acids)
Biological process (GO): transmembrane transport; intracellular monoatomic ion homeostasis
Cellular component (GO): membrane
Molecular function (GO): voltage-gated monoatomic anion channel activity
Source: RefSeq, a predicted model, not a curated record
UUAAAUAAAUCACUAUGUUCACACAAACUGCUCUAUAAAUCUACUUGCACUGCACCUUGUAUAGCAUCUUUGAAAUGGGUGACAUUGAAAAACAACCACAACAACACCACAUAGUACUACCAAUCGAUCAUCAUAAUCUUCCAUUGACCAAAACUCAAUCCAAUUUCAACUCUAAAAUCAAUAACCAAUCUUCAUUAUCUAUCAUCCUAACAAAAAUCCAUGCAGGAUAUUUUAGAAUUAGUUUAUCCCUCUCAGUUCAAGCCUUAUUAUGGAAAAUCCUAAUUGAACCAAUCAAAGAUGCACAUAUUCUAAGACACAUAUUUACAAUGAUACCCUCAACAGCUUUUACUCUCUUAUGGUCCCUAGCCUUAUUCACACUACUCACACUCUCUUUUCUCUAUCUUCUAAAAUGUUUACUUCACUUUGAUAAAGUUAAAGAAGAAUUCUUCAACCAAAUUGGUGUAAACUACAUGUUUGCUCCAUGGAUUUCUUGGUUACUUUUGUUACAAUCAUCGCCAAUUGUACCACCUGCAGCACUUCAUUACAAAAUCCUCUGGUUAUUGUUUGUUGUUCCUGUGGUUAUUCUUGAUGUGAAAAUUUAUGGUCAGUGGUUUACUAAAGGGAAGAUGUUUUUGUCGAUGGUUGCGAAUCCGACGAGUCAAAUGUCUGUCAUUGGUAACUUGGUUGCUGCACUAGCUGCUGCACAAAUGGGUUGGAAAGAGAGUGCAAUAUGCUUUUUUUCUCUUGGUAUUGCACAUUAUUUGGUACUUUUUGUUACAUUAUAUCAAAGAUUGCCGGGGAAUAAUAAGAUUCCGGCGAUGUUGCGACCGGUGUUCUUCUUGUUCUUUGCUGCUCCUAGUAUGGCUAGUUUGGCUUGGCAAUCUGUUUGUGGUUACUUUGAUACUGCUUCUAAGAUGCUGUUCUUUCUCUCCCUCUUCCUUUUCUUGUCCCUGGUUUCAAGGCCUUUGCUAUUUAAGAAAUCCAUGAGGAAAUUUAGUGUGGCAUGGUGGGCUUAUUCAUUUCCUCUAACAGCUUUGGCAAUAGCUUCAGCACAAUAUGCACAUGAAGUUAAGGGGAUCAUGGCUCAUGUUAUUAUGUUAUUCUUAUCAUUGAUCUCAGUUUUAGUGUGUAUCAUGUUAAUGAUUGUCACUGCUCUCAACAUUAGGAUGCCUCAAAUGUAAAAAUAACCAUGUGUAAUUGUACUAACAAGAGAAUUUGGGUUAUCUAGAUAUUGUAAUUAAAUAUUUUGAAAUAUAAUUGAUAAAGAAGGAAUUUUUUUUUGUAA